AAGCAGCUUUUGGCACAGACCAAGUACGACUUGUGAAACAAAUCUAAAGCCAGCAAAAAUGGUCGAGUGGACAGAUUUCGAGCGCGCUGCCAUCCAGGACAUCUUUGCCAAGUUGGACUAUGAGGUCGUUGGACCUGCAGCUCUUGCCAGGUGCCUGGUCGUCUACCCUUGGUGCCAGAGGUAUUUCGGCAAUUUCGGAAACCUCUACAACGCCGAAGCCAUCAUGGCAAACCCGAUGAUUGCCAAGCAUGGAACCACCAUCCUGCACGGUCUGGACCGGGCUGUGAAGAACAUGGACAACAUCAAGGCCGCAUAUGCCGAGCUGAGCGUGCUGCACUCCGAGAAACUGCACGUGGACCCUGACAACUUCAGGCUGCUGGCUGACUGCCUGACCGUGGUGGUUGCUGCCCAGAUGGGCAAAGACUUCACUGCCGAUGUCCAGGAAGCUUUCCAGAAGUUCUUGGCAGUGGUGGUGAGCUCCCUGGGAAGACAGUACCACUAAAGAGCUACAAUAGAGGACCAUCGCAUGCUGGGAAUUUGUUUAAAAGCUUUGUGUUUUUAUCAUGUCUCAAAAGCAUAAAUAAAACAAUAAGCAUCUUCAACAA
Molecule: messenger RNA, 605 nt
Organism: Scomber japonicus (chub mackerel)
Lineage: Eukaryota; Metazoa; Chordata; Actinopteri; Scombriformes; Scombridae
Product: hemoglobin subunit beta-2-like
Exons: 3
Coding region: 59-502 (147 amino acids)
Biological process (GO): hydrogen peroxide catabolic process; oxygen transport
Cellular component (GO): haptoglobin-hemoglobin complex; blood microparticle; hemoglobin complex
Molecular function (GO): heme binding; peroxidase activity; organic acid binding
Source: RefSeq, a predicted model, not a curated record